Drosophila serrata is the source of this 3072-nucleotide messenger RNA. RefSeq lists its product as uncharacterized. Gene Ontology annotation, cellular component: cytoplasm. Gene Ontology annotation, biological process: multicellular organism development; proteasome-mediated ubiquitin-dependent protein catabolic process. Gene Ontology annotation, molecular function: zinc ion binding; ubiquitin conjugating enzyme binding; ubiquitin protein ligase activity. Lineage: Eukaryota; Metazoa; Arthropoda; Insecta; Diptera; Drosophilidae. The record is from RefSeq and is a predicted model, not a curated record.
UUGCAAUGGCUGCUUCUUUCCGUAUUUGCAUAAAAUUUUUAAUAAAUAAUACGUUUUAAGGAGAAUUGUGAAACACACUGACCAGCAGGAUGCACGAACAACCACUGCAUGUAGUCCCCCAGCUAAUCCAUGACAUCAAAGUGGGGUUGGUGGAGGAAUCCUUCAGAAUAAACAACAAGACGCUGGACAUCUUUAAUUACAUCAUAAUGUGCGAGAGCUGCCAGAAUGCAGAGGGAGUGAAAAGCGUACUAAGGAUUAAGGACUGGGGAUAGUGGAGCAGAUGACGGAAAUUCACCUGCGUCCUUAUGCAACGAAUCCGUGUGAAGAGCUUCCUGAAGCAAGCGAAUAUUCCCCAUGUUUGAUUAUGUGCCGCCAGGACUGAUUACUCUGCUUAUAUCCAACACUUCAUCCUAUCGAGAACCCACUGUGGGCCACACGUCAACACCUUGACAUUGAUUGCUGCGGCAUUUUUCCCCCAGCCGCGAAACGGAAAAGGCAAGAAAGCCACCGAAAGCAACGGAAGGAAACCCACAAAUGUAAUGAAAAUGGAACUGGCCAAUAAUUCAGAUGCAACAUUUCAAAUUUGUGGUCGUGGUGUCCGUGUCCGUUCCCGGAAAAGAGGAAAGAAAAAAAAAAUACGAAAGAAGGCCCAUGGGCCGAGCACUUGAUAUGUACAUACGUACACGCUUUGGGUUUAUCACAAGUCCAAAUCGAUUGCCGCCGGUAAAGUUAGUUUAGUUAGGCGUCUCUCUGAUAAGAUACCGAGUCCCCCGAGUAGCGAGCGAGGAGCGAGACCGGAGUACCCGAGUUGACGCAGCCCCGGGCAAAAGCAGAAGAAAGCCACAUUCUGGCCCACCAAGCUCGGGAGCAACUGUCGAUCCACAGCAGUUACACAAUAAGUUUUUCGCAAAAUUGCCACUAUGUCUGCAGUUGCGGCUACAAAUAACGGAGGCCUAACGUUGGAGGAGGAGCCGCCGCAGUUGAAUAUCCUGGGUCAGCUGAAGACCAUCGAGCAGAUCAAUGAACAGCGCAGGAUAUUCCUCAAUGGGACCAUUGCCGAGGAGAGCAUUGCCGUGGGCAACGGCAACACCGAAGUCAAUGAGGAUGAAGAGGUUCUGGAGCGGAAUCUAAAAGAGUUGGAGAAGAAAACGGAGGUGGCAGUGGAGGCAGUGCAAAAACUGGCUGAUGAGCCUACAAAGGAAUUGCCGGAGGACAAAGACGAAGAGAAAUCAGAGCUAUCAAAUGAGGAAAAGCCACAGCCGCCGAGUACCUUAUCCUUAAAUGUAAAGUACGCCACACUACCUAGUCCCAGUACUGUGACACUCAGAUCUCCGCUCUCACCGCCCCCCAAACCACCUAUGCUGAGUCGCACCCGGAGCAUAGGUUCCGGCGAUAGCAAGAGUCCCGUCUCACCAGCCAGUACACCGAUCCGUCAGAGCUUUCCCGCGGCAGCUCCAUCCACUGUCACAUCGCCCACAGAGAGUUCGCCGGCAACAUCGGCAGGGAAAUCUGGCGAAGACAUGGCACCCGCCACCGUUUCCGCUCGUCACUACGAGGGAUUGAUUGAGGAGCUGCGUUGCCCGGGCUGUGCCGGUGCCAUGAAGGCUCCCAUAUUGCUCUGCAAGAGUGGCCACAGUAUCUGUGAGCAAUGCACCCGCAUUCUCCUUAUGUGCCCACUGUGCAAGGAGGCCUUCACCAAUUCCCGUUCGCUGACUGUGGAGGCGUUGUGCGCCAAGGCUCACUUCCGGUGUGGACAUGCUUCCGGCGGCUGCCAGGUGCGAAUGCCAGUGGUCCUGCUGCCCUGGCACGAGCAACAAUGCAUGUACAAGCCCAUGAAGUGCUUCAUGGGUCGCGUGUGGGGCGAAUGCCGCUGGCAGGGACGCGAGGUGCAGUGGAAGGAGCACCUGGAGGAGGAGCACACGGAUCGGCUGUUCCGCUCCAACAGUGCGGACCUGGAGUGGAAUCUGGUGACGCGGCGUAAGCCACUCACUGGGUACUAUGUGUUCCAGGCCCAUGACGAGAUGUUCAACUUCUAUGAGAUCCAUGAUCGUCAGCGCAUCCUGUUUACCAUGACCUGCACCUCGAAUCGGAGGGAUAGCAAGUAUAAUUUCGCCUACGAGGUCACGGUUUUGCAACCGGACAACGAAGCCCUAUCCAUGACCCAGAAGUUCCCAGUGCACAGCGAGUAUGACAAGGAUAUCCUGAUGGAGGGCACGUGCGUCAGCAUACCCCUGAGCGAAUUGAAUCGCUUUAUGGAUCAGGAUAAGGUCCUCCACUAUCGGGUCAGUGUGCUGGCGGUGAAGUCACCUCGCCGGGCGAAGCCUCCGCGCCAGAGUCUGCCGUCGCAGCCUGUCGAUCUCGAGCAAGCCCCCAAUGGCGGCAUCAAUGGCAAGAGUGUGCCAUCUAAUAUGAUCAUAACGCGCACAUAUAAGGAAGCCAUUGGCGAGGUGGUCGCUGCGCAGACUCCGUCUGAGAUGGCCUCGCCGGAUACGGAGGAUGACUCGGUGGCCAGCGGCAAUGGUAUGCCGGAACUUGAGCGCAAGUGGGGCACUCCGCAGCUGCAUUUCAAUCGUAAAUAUCUACGAAACACUUUGAACGAUUCAACGCCACUGGAGGAUGAACUGCGUCCGUUGGCUGGUGAUUUGCGUAAUGGACACGGCGACGACAAAUUGUCUCUGUGCAGCAACAGCACGAGUUACACGAAAAAGGUGUCCGACUCGCUGAGGAGGAGUUUCCGGGCCUUAAAGGCGGAUAUUGUAGAGAUGCGGCCGUUCCACAAGAAGCCAGUGAAGGGAGGAUCACCGCCGUCUCCGGUGAAGUCAAAUAGCAGUCAGUGAAGUUGUAGUCAGUGAAGAGAUCAUGUUCGAUCCUGGAUCCUUUUACAAGCUGCAUGGAUAUACAAACUUUGGCUUCCCAAAGUUAUUUUUCUUUUUUUUUACACCAUUAUUUUUUUUCACUUGUACAAUUUGUUAUAAAUCCUAUGCAAAAUACAUACACACAUAUUAUUGUAACUAAAAAGUAAAAUUAAUGAAAUAGAAAGAAGUAUUAGACUUGCUUUAGACAAAAAAAAGG